AUCACCCGGUAGACAUGAUGAACAUCAAGGCCUUCACGCUGGUCUCUGCCGUGGAGCGGGAGCUGCUCAUGGGCGACAAGGAGCGCAUCAACAUAGAGUGCGUGGAGUGCUGUGGCAAGGACCUCUACGUCGGCACCAACGACUGCUUCAUCUACCACUUCCUGCUGGAGGAGAAGACUGUGCCCACUGGGACUGCCACGUUCACUGCCACCAAACAGCUGCACAGACACCUGGGUUUCAAGAAGCCAGUGAAUGAGCUGCGAGCGGCCUCGGCUCUCAACAGGCUGCUGGUGCUGUGUGACAACUCCAUAACCCUGGCCAACAUGCUGAACCUGGAGCCUGUCCCCUCGGGGGCCCGCAUCAAAGGGGCGUCCACCUUUGCUCUGAACGAGAAUCCCGUGAGCGGGGACCCAUUCUGUGUGGAAGUUUGCAUCAUCUCUGUCAAGCGCAGAACCAUCCAGAUGUUUCUGGUGUACGAGGACCGGGUGCAGAUCGUCAAGGAGGUGUCGACCCCGGAGCAGCCCCUCGCCGUGGCUGUGGACGGCCACUUCUUGUGCCUGGCUCUGACCACUCAGUACAUCAUCCUGAACUACAGCACGGGCGUCUCCCAGGACCUGUUUCCCUACUGCAGCGAGGAGAAGCGGCCAAUCGUCAAGAGGAUAGGGAGACAGGAGUUCCUGCUGGCGGGCCCGGGAGGGCUGGGCAUGUUUGCCACAGUCGCUGGGAUAUCCCAGCGUGCCCCUGUGCACUGGUCAGAGAACGUGAUUGGGGCGGCCGUUUCCUUUCCGUAUGUCAUAGCACUCGAUGACGAAUUCAUCACAGUUCAUAGCAUGUUGGACCAGCAGCAAAAGCAGACCCUGCCCUUUAAGGAAGGCCACAUCCUACAGGACUUUGAAGGAAGAGUGAUUGUUGCCACAAGUAAAGGAAUUUACAUCUUGGUUCCAUUACCUCUGGAAAAACAAAUACAGGAUCUUCUAGCAAGCCAUAGAGUGGAAGAGGCUUUGGUUUUAGCAAAAGGGGCCCGGAGGAAUAUUCCAAAAGAGAAAUUUCAGGUAAUGUACAAAAGGAUUCUGCAGCAGGCGGGGUUUAUACAGUUUGCACAACUUCAGUUCCUGGAAGCUAAAGAGCUCUUCAGAAGCGGCCAGCUUGACGUCCGGGAGCUGAUCUCUCUCUACCCCUUCCUGUUGCCUACCUCCUCCUCCUUCACCCGGUCCCACCCUCCUCUCCACGAGUAUGCAGACCUGAACCAGCUGACGCAGGGGGACCAGGAGAAGAUGGCCAAGUGCAAGCGAUUCCUCAUGAGCUACCUGAACGAAGUCCGCAGCACAGAGGGCGCAAACGGCUACAAAGAAGACGUCGACACAGCCUUGCUCAAACUGUACGCGGAGGCCAACCACGACAGCCUGCUGGACCUCCUUGUCACCGAGAACUUCUGUCUUCUGACGGACAGCGCCAUGUGGCUGGAGAAGCACAAGAAGUACUUUGCACUGGGACUGCUCUAUCAUUACAAUAACCAAGAUGCUGCUGCAGUUCAGUUGUGGGUGAACAUUGUGAACGGGGACAUCCAGGACUCCACGCGCUCAGACGUGUAUGAAUACGUCGUUGAUUUCCUCACCUGCUGCGUAGACCAGGAGCUGGUGUGGGCCCACGCGGACUGGGCCCUGCAGAAGAGUGAGGAGGUUGGAGUUCAAGUUUUCACCAGGAGACCUUUGGAUGAACAUCAGAAUAGUUUUAAGCCAGAUGAUAUUAUCAAUUGCCUUAAAAAAUACCCUAAAGCCCUCGUUAAAUAUCUGGAACAUCUCGUUAUAGACAAGAGACUGCAGAAAGAAGAGUAUCACACACACCUGGCCCUCCUCUACCUGGAAGAGGUGCUGCAGCAGAGGGCCUCCGCCAGCAGCAAGGGUGCAGAAGCCACCGAGACGCAGGCCAAACUGCGGCAUCUGCUCCAGAAGUCCGAUUCGUACCGAGUUCACUCUCUCAUAGAGAGGAUCCAGGGCGCCGGCCUGCCCAUGGAGAGCGCCAUCCUCCACGGGAAGCUGGGCGAGCACGACAAGGCCCUGCACAUCCUGGUGCAUGAGCUGAAGGACUUCUCGGCGGCCGAGGACUACUGCCUGUGGUGCUCCGAGGGCCGGGACCCGCCCCACCGCCAGCGCCUCUUCCACACACUGCUCGCCAUUUACCUCCACGCCGGACCCUCUGCCCACGAGCUGACCGUGGCUGCUGUGGACCUGCUGAACCGCCAUGCCACAGAAUUCGAUGCGGCCCAGGUGCUGCAGCUGCUGCCCGACACGUGGUCAGUGCAGCUUCUUUGCCCGUUCCUGAUGGGCGCCAUGAGGGACAGUGUCCAUGCCAGGAGGACCAUGCAGGUGGCCGUUGGCCUGGCUAGGUCAGAAAACUUAAUCUACACCUACGAUAAGAUGAAGUUGAAAGGAAGCUCUGUGCGGCUGUCCGACAAAAAGCUUUGCCAGAUGUGCCAAAAUCCCUUUCGUGAGCCUGUGUUUGUUAGAUAUCCAAACGGUGGUCUUGUGCACACCCACUGUGCUGCCAGCAGACACACGAACCCCAGCUCACCCAGCCCUGGCACUCGGACUUGACACGCUUGGCCUGAGGGCACGAGGGGACUCCGACACCAUGUUCGUUACCAGCCUGCCGGAUGCAAAGAGCAGACAGCCAGGCCCUGUGUCAGCCAGAACGAGGGGAAGACAUCUGGGUACCUGCGUGCCGGGGAGACUUUAGUCCACGGGAAACAAGGACUCCUCACUUCUGACUGCUCUCUGUGAAUGUACAUGGCAAAUCCCUGAAAAUCCCGAAAAUAGAGACAUGCAAGAGUUCACCUGUCCACGAACAAUUAUCCAAAACAAAGGUCUACUUUGAAAAGUGAGUCUUCCCUGUGCAGUCGAGACACAGGUGAGGCCCUGCUGCCCCCAGCCCCAUCUUUAGACACGCACCUGCACUGGAAACAUGCUUCAGCGUGGCCUGAGAUGCAGCCCACUCCUGCCCGGCAAGUGGCCAGGGCAUAGACACCUGUGGUGGCAGCCUUGCAUUCCCACGGAGGUGUGUUCUCCAUCCACACGGCUCAGCCGUGGCAGUCCUGUUUCCCAGGGUAACCUUGUGGGCCCUGCCUUUGCCCUUGGAAACAGCUGACCUUGGAGAAGGAUCUUUGUUUCUUACUUCCCGUCUGGCUCUCUCAGUCCCCAAAAUAUUCUGCCUUCUUUACCCAAGCACUCACUUUUGGGUAAAUUCCUAUGCUUCUGGCUGCCUAGAGAGUGAAGAUCUAUUUAGAAACUGCGAAAACUCCAGGAGAGAAGCCUGGAGGUGGCGGGAAGGGGAAUCUCCUGGCGGGCGAGGGCCCAGGUGUGCGUUCCUUUCCUGUCCAUUGUCUGCUGAUGUGAAACUCCAUGAUUACCAUGUUUGACUAAACAUUUUUAUUUAAAUUGCAUCACCUCUGUAGUUUUUCUCGUCUUUAGAAAUUCAUCCAUCCUAUUCGUUAGGGAUAUUUUCUCUCAUUAGAGUGUACCUCCUAUUGAAUACUUGGGAAACUAAAAGGGAAAUGUGAUGAGCACAAACCGAGCAUUCUUUGCAGGAGAGGCCGGCUUUAACCUCUCACUUUUAGCAGGGCAGGCACCGGGUGAAGCUGUCUUGGUGCUUGGCGGAGGCGGCGCCGCUCCUGGCGGGUGCCUCUGGACCGCACACCCUCACGGGGACGUCCAGUCAGGCUGCUUCACCUCCCUGCACUUUACGUGCCUGCUCUGAGG
Messenger RNA from Propithecus coquereli (Coquerel's sifaka), 3755 nucleotides. RefSeq names its product transforming growth factor, beta receptor associated protein 1 (gene TGFBRAP1). Lineage: Eukaryota; Metazoa; Chordata; Mammalia; Primates; Indriidae. The record is from RefSeq and is a predicted model, not a curated record. Gene Ontology annotation, cellular component: membrane; cytoplasm. The coding region runs from base 15 to 2594 and encodes 859 amino acids. Gene Ontology annotation, biological process: autophagy; endosomal vesicle fusion; vesicle-mediated transport. The transcript has 11 exons.